Molecule: messenger RNA, 1017 nt
Organism: Mercenaria mercenaria
Lineage: Eukaryota; Metazoa; Mollusca; Bivalvia; Venerida; Veneridae
Product: transcription intermediary factor 1-beta-like
Exons: 3
Coding region: 1-1017 (338 amino acids)
Biological process (GO): positive regulation of DNA-templated transcription
Cellular component (GO): chromatin; nucleoplasm
Molecular function (GO): ubiquitin-protein transferase activity; zinc ion binding
Source: RefSeq, a predicted model, not a curated record
AUGGCCGAAUUUGCGGAUCUAUCGGGGUCUGUUCAAGGCGGGUCUGAUGCCGAUUUUGAGAAAUCUUGCCACCCAUGUUAUGGCCCUUGUUUUGACGAUGGACGCAGAACGGAAGCGACAAAAUACUGCCCACAGUGCAAGGAAUAUCUAUGCGCUGCAUGUACGCGAUGUCACACACGUCACACACGUUUCACAGCAACAAGAGACCACCAACUUACAGACCCAGUGAAACAUAAUGGUUCGGGAAAAAGGAAAAGGGCAAGGGCUAUUCUAAAUCCCAGCUGCAGUUUGCACACAGACAGAGAAAUUGAGAUGUUUUGUGGCUCGCACGAUAUGGUGUACUGUGCUCUAUGUAUCGCUAAAGACCGCAGAUUAUGUAAUAACGUAAGCGAGGUGGCAGAAGCCGCCAGAUGUAGAACAUUAGCGCAUACAUCUAUUGGAGACAAGAUUAGCUAUCUGCGAGACGAGCUGAUGGUUGCUAAGGAAGAGAAAAUAGGAAACUUACAAACCUUAGGGACGGAAAAGAAAGAGCAUUUUAUGAAAGUAAAACGAACAAGCAGGAAGAUUAGUUCUCGUAUUGAGAGGCUUAGGGAUGAAGCGUCCACCUCCAUAGAACGUAAAUACGAGAAAAUAGAGCAAGAACUUCAAGCCGACACCAUGACUAUCACUGAAGCAAUAGAACAAUUAGAUAAGUCUAGAGAGCAGAUUAGUUCUUUGGAAAACCUAAAUAAGACGCAAAGAUUAUGUAAUAACGUAAGCGAGGUGGCAGAAGCCGUCAGAUGUAGAACAUUAGCUCAUACAUCUAUUGGAGACAAGAUUAGCUAUCUGCGAGACGAGCUGAUGGUUGCUAAGGAAGAGAAAAUAGGGAACUUACAAACCUUAGGGACGGAAAAGAAAGAGCAUUUAAUGAAAGUAAAACGAACAAGCAGGAAGAUUAGUUCUCGUAUUGAGAGGCUUAGAGAUGAAGCGUCCACCUCCAUAGAACGUAAAUACGAGAAAAUAGAGCAAGAACUUUAA